AUGGCUACGCCCAAGGAAAUAACAAUACCCGCGCAACCUAUGCAAUAUAACAGUAUUGGAAUGCCGUAUCCGAGUCAGUUGGAAAAAUUAAAAGAGAAACAACAACAGCAGAAUGAAUUGAAAAGUCUUUUGGCCCAAUUCGGCUCCAAAGCAAAGGCUACCGACGAGUUAGAACAAGAUGCAUCCAAACUACGUGGCAACAUCGCAAACCUCUUAACAAAAGUACAGAGCAGAGGAAGGUCACCCCAAACAACCGUAACAUCUCCAAUAAUUCAAAUGCAAUCUACUUCAGAAAACCGACUUGACUUUUUAUUAUCAAUAGUAUUUUUCCCAAUCACCAUAAUAAGGAACAUAAUCAACGCAUUUUUCAACAGUAUAAACCGGACAGCAUUUUUAACUGUAAUAUUAUUAAUAGAACUGGCUAUAGUUUACCUUAUUUGGGCAUCCAGGAGGGCACAUCAUACUUACUUGUACGUCGAGCCAUACGAGGCAGUUAUACAUGGAACCUACGGAGCAGAUCAAUCAACAUGGAGUAUUUUACGGUCUACAAUAAUAUCAAUACAAGACUUUUUUGCGGAAGUGAUGAAUGGGGGUCGCGGGUUCGGCAGUCCCAGUUAUGAUGGAUUUGUGCCUAUAUAA
Molecule: messenger RNA, 639 nt
Organism: Acaulospora morrowiae
Lineage: Eukaryota; Fungi; Glomeromycota; Glomeromycetes; Diversisporales; Acaulosporaceae
Source: the annotation of a GenBank genome assembly